This is a messenger RNA of Electrophorus electricus (electric eel), 1750 nucleotides long. RefSeq names its product ring finger protein 212 (gene rnf212). Gene Ontology annotation, biological process: reciprocal meiotic recombination; protein sumoylation; homologous chromosome pairing at meiosis. NCBI's taxonomy places the organism in Eukaryota, Metazoa, Chordata, Actinopteri, Gymnotiformes, Gymnotidae. Gene Ontology annotation, cellular component: synaptonemal complex. The record is from RefSeq and is a predicted model, not a curated record. Gene Ontology annotation, molecular function: SUMO transferase activity.
CGUAACUGAUAAACUAACCUUAGCUUUGUAAUCUGCGACACUGGCAGAAUAAAUGGCUGCCAUCUUCAGCCUGUCUAUCAGAUAGCUAGUAACACUCAUUAAGCCAUCCACCGCUCAAGCACUUGACGAUACUCUUCUUCAAAAGCGAUUAAAUAGCUAGCUAGCUACCUAGAUUGGUUAUCAAGAUAGCUAGCUAACUUUUUCAAUGUACAGGGAACUAGACAGUCAGCCUGGCUAGCCUUAUAGGUAGCUAGCUAGCUAGCUAACGUGUUGCGUCCUACCCAAGCUAGCGAACUUUUUUUUUGCUUCUGGAACAUAGAUGAUAAUGUCCCAGUGGAUAUGCUGUAACUCGUGUUUCAAGUCUCCAGGACCUGACCGUCAACUAGCUGUAACAAGUUGUGGUCACGUUAUAUGCAACAUUUGCUUUCAAACAGGAAAGAAAGGCGAAUGUCUGAUCUGCAAAGCAAAAUGUCAACUGUUUCCACUCUCAGACAAAAGCAGCUCAGAUGUCAAGGCACUUUUCUCAGAUAUAGGCACUACUGCAAACAGAUACUUCUUAGAGAUAAGCAAGGUCUUACAGUUCCAGGCAAGACACCAGAAAAGGCUGCUAUCUUAUUAUCAAGAGAGGAAUGAAAAAAUGAAUGAGGCUGUUAUCAAAAUGCAACAAGAGAUGCAACAAAUGUCAAAAAAAAUUGCAGAGAAGAAUGCUUAUAUAUCAAAGUUAGAAGUAGCUCUUAAGCAAAGUUCAAGAUUGGGAUCACAGUCUAACAAGGAUUUCCAUGCAUCAAGCAAUUUAAAACCAGUGCCUUUUUCCUCACCAGUGUCCUCCGUGACAAAAAUUUCCUACUCCUCCCCAGUGUCUCUGUCCCACCAUUUAUCCACCACAAGUCUAAUUGAAAACAUGGAAACUGAAAGAGGAUUUCCCCCUAAACCAGAAAUUUCUGGAAGUGUUUCAAGACUUUGUGUCAUCAGCCCACCACAAGAUGGCCGGAUAGGCACAGUUCAGCACAGAGCAGCAAACCCAGCCACUAUGGGUAUCCACUUAGUUCGAAGUGCCACUGUCAGUAGGCAGUCCCCCAGCAUCCUAAGGGAGCCUGCACUGCCCUUGUCCAGCAAUGUUCCCUACCACAGAAACUCUUCAUGGGAAAUGCCUGCAUUCAAACUGCUUCCAGCUUACAAAUACCCCUCCAUGUCAUGUCUGGGACUUCCGCCAUGAUAUAUUGUAACAGCAAUCUAAAAAUGUUACCAGCAGCUAUGGAACUGGAGAGCUAUUUUUGUGUAGCUUCACCAUGACGCUAUGCUGAGAGCACAACAUAUCUUGCAAUGCAAGGCAUGAUGUUCAGCUUAUAGCUAGCCUCCAUGUAGACAACCAUCUGCAAGUGAAUAGACACAUGCAUAUGUUUGCUUAAUCAAAACAAACAGAACAAUUUGUAACUUACCCUCUGCUGAUGCCGCAAUGCUUUUUGAUUAACUAGUGCUCUGGGGUAUGAAAUAAUAGCCUUUCUGUGUUUGGUCUUGGGUACGCAAAUGUCUGUUUGCCGUAAUCAAUUGCAGACCUGGCAUGAGUGGGCUGUGAAUGUGAAUUUUAAUGUGCUGCACUGUGAUUCACUGUGUGUCAGCUGCACCUGUGGAUCUGCAUAGACAGUAUGUUUUACUUCUUAAAGUCAUAAAAUGCCACAUCAAUGAAUGGUUUGAACUGUGUUGCACAUUAAUAAUAUGGGAUUUGACUUAUUAAAGUAAUUUUAAGACA